UCAUGUUUAUAUCAGACAUUCAUUUUUCAAGUUGUCUUCAUCUGGUUUUAAUUAAUUUAUGUGAUUACUGUUUACCCCUAUGUGACAUAAACAUGUUAAUGUUCUUUUAGGGUGGACAUUAACCAAAACACAAUGAGUUUGCUGGAUGCGUUUCAGGACUGUCAGAAUUUCACAGCCUGUGUCAAUCAAAUGAAACAGGACUUUGACACCUUCUUGGCAUCUGUUGAUGAACAGAAGAUACAAGAUCGACUCCUAGGUGCAUCUGAGAUCUCGCACAGCUACAACCAAAAACUUCUGGUCAUGACUGACCAAGAAAAGUCAACGAAUGACAGAGUCCAACAGGAAUACAGCAUGGAUCCUCAUUACUCACUAAUAGUCAGCAAAGAAUGCCUGUACAAUGAAUCAUGUUUACCUGAAGCAGACAGCUAUACUGUAGUGAAAAUAUUUGGAAGAGUUUCAGACGAUGGACAAACUGUGUCUGGGCUUUCUGGAUCAUCACUUGCAGAGCUGGUUUUGAAACCAUCACUGGAAGCUGCACCAGUGUUCUCCCUUGAUGGAAACACAACCAGACACUUCCAGUAUAACUUCAUUCGAGUGUUGAUGGUCCGUGGAAACAAAGCAGUCUUAGAAACUAACCAGGAGAAUCAUCAGAUUUACCAGGUUAUGGAUCAACAUGACUCAGUUUCCAGUUACCGAAUUCCACAAAGACCCGUAGAUCACACCACACAGUACGAAGACCAGCAGAUCCUCAUGAUGCAAGAUGACCCUGCAGUAAGAAAAGCUGCUGCUUAUCUUUAUGAGAAGCAUCCAACAGUUAGCUCCAUCUACGUUCUUGAUAAAAACCAAAGACCAAAACUGAUCCACGGAGACUCUGUGCCACUGUCAGAGGACAGCAGACUGGUGCUGGUAGGUCAUGGAGUCAGAGACAGUUCAGGAGAGAUGAGGCUGGCAGGGCACACAGCCCAAGAUGUGGCCAAAAGCAUUGCAAAGACCUUCAGAGUCCGCAAUACAAUCAAAACAAUACGUGUGGUGGCAUGUGAGGUCGGAUCAGAUAAAACAUUUGUAGAAACCAUGCUGAGAGAGCUUCAUAAAAUCAAUAUCAAGACAGAGCUGCACUUGAGUAAUACUGUGAUCCAGGUCAUGCACACAGGACAGAAGAUUACCCAAGAAGUCUCUCUAGACGGGGUGCAAUGGCGACACAAAGAUGACAGCAAGAAAGUGGUGGCAACCCUUGAUAGGAACGGAAACGUGAUUAUUAGAAAUGAGCCUGGCAGUAGAGGAGAGCCAGUUUUUACCAAUGAAAGAAAUGUUCUAAUGGACGAAAAUCCGACCUACAGAAACAGCUGGCCAAAAGAGCCAAGGACAUUUGUUGACCAGAAUGUGUACCAAAAAUUUGACUCAGAUAUAUAUAUUAGGGAAGUUGCGAUUUAUACACUUGAGGCCUUGACCUGGGCAUUCUUUAAGUCAGACCAACCCCUUCCCAAUAAAGUCAACUUCAACAACCUCCAACAGAUUAAGGAAAAAUUUGUAAUAAAAGACCAGAAAGAGAUGACUGAUACAGUAAAGUGGAUCGAGGAUGAGCAGCAACUAAAGGAUAUUCUAAAGGAGUGUUAUGAGAUUAAAUCAGGACAAGAUGUUAGAAAUGUGAUCCGUCACUACGCAAAGACUGGAGAAGAAGGGGUGACAUACCUGAUGGUCAAUGACUGGAUAUAUUUGGUCAAUCCUAAAACUCUAUAUGUCUAUCCGGUUGGAAAAAAGCUUGACAAUAAUCAAAUGGGAAAGGAGGAAAAAAUUAAUGAAGUUAAGGGGAGUAUACAGAUAUAUGAAAGACAUCAUUCUUCAUAA
Molecule: messenger RNA, 1845 nt
Organism: Seriola aureovittata
Lineage: Eukaryota; Metazoa; Chordata; Actinopteri; Carangiformes; Carangidae
Exons: 2
Coding region: 133-1845 (570 amino acids)
Source: RefSeq, a predicted model, not a curated record